UUUACGACACAUCGAAUACGUAAAACUGCCUUGGACUAGAUUGCGGAAUUUUAUGUCCAUUGAAGUUGUUUUAGAAAAGCUAGUGACGGUUUUGACAUGCUACUACGUUUCGACAAACAAACCAAAAAAUUGGACAAGGUGAAAAUGUUGGUGAUAUUAAAAAAAUGCGUUUUGAUAAUUUCUGUUAACCAAUUUAUGUAAGGAAUCAAAGUAGUUUUUGAAACUUAGUUUUCAUUUGUGUAAAUGUGUUAGUUUAUUGAGUGGUAAAAUCGCACUUAUCAUAAAGCUGUAUUCGGCAUCCCGUCCUGUAUAUAGUGUUUGUUGUGUGUUUUUUUUUUAUUUAUCGUUUAAACUGGUGCUUGAUUUAUGCAAAUAUUAAGUAUCGUUCAUCCCGGAAACAUCCUUGUAUGUUGGUGAUACCGUUUUUAUGUUGAUUAAAUCGUUUGUGUACUUAUCUAAAUGGUGUUGUGCUAUCUGUGGUGACAUCAAUGCGUGGAAAGUAUAGGAAAAUAUGCAAUACUCGAGUGUUAUUGUAAGCGAUACUACCCCAAGUAUUUCAAACCGACAAGCUCUCGUAAUAUGAUCUUUGCCACUGCCACGUGUACCAGUCGUUAUAAGUCGUUGCUUCGGUUUUUAUGCCUUCUCUAAAAUUCUUUUGACGGAAUGAUAAGUAAAAAAAGAGGAAAUGAAUGCAACCUAUUUUGCAGCAAUCGUCAAUCAUAUCAGAGUGUUGUGCUAUAAAUUUUAACGUGAACAUAUGGUAAGCAUUGACGCUAUCGGUUACAUCCCAAUACAAAGGUAUUGUUCGAAAUAAAAAGGUGAAAAUCGUGUUCCACCAUGUUGAAAAUAACCCCAUUGAUAUGUAUGAGGUGACAAUGGUGCGAUAAUAUAAUUAAAUGAGUUUCUGGUGAAGAAUAGAGCAAUGAUCUAGAAAGUUGUUCAUCUUUUGUUCUUGUUUUUGAUACAAAAAUUUAGUUAUGUGUUUCAUGAUGAUCAUUACACCGCAUUACAAAGUCAUCAAUGGUCAUCUAACCAUUUGAUUGCGUUUUGAGUGAUUGCAUGAAAAAAGUUACAAUCAGCUUGAUAGGAAUAUAAUUCUCUCAAACUGAAGAAAACAAUUCAUAAAUUGUUGGACAAAGCUAUUCGUUCGGUAAAUUCAAAUAGCAUUUAGCUUGUACACUUGUUACGACUUGGAUCAGUUUCAUAUCACCCUGGCAAUGCAAGAGGUUUGCAAUUCUCUCGAACACAUGGGUGCGCAAAUUAAAUCUGAAUCUCCGGCGAUCGGUUCGCUUCAAGUCGGAACAGCAGUCGUGGUUGGAAGUGAAACAGAUAUAACCAAUGCUCAGCAAGUUUCACUUACCACAAACCAGCAGCAGCAAACCAUCAUCGCAGGUAGCACUCAAUUAAUCGGCCGAAAACAAGUGAUCUGUGAUAAAACAACACGAGUUGCCACCCAGUUGUCCGUUAUAACUUCCGUAGAACCCCUCGGCGCUCAAGCUGCUACGCAGCAGCAGCCACAUCAACAGCAACGUAUCGCGGACACAUCUUAUUGGAUGCAAAACGAAAGUGGUUUUAUCAACUCACAACCCUCAAUGGCUGAAUUUUUGACACAUAUCGAUAGCGAGAGUCCCAAACUUGUUUCGCAAGGAAUUCCAAUUGGACCCAGUGAUAACAUGGAGUCCGUACCAGAGUAUCCCUGGAUGAAGGAAAAAAAAACAGCACGCAAAACGACUGCACAAGCUGAGUUUGUUGCAGAAAAUGGCUUGCCACGACGAUUACGCACAGCGUACACCAACACGCAACUACUUGAGCUCGAGAAAGAGUUUCACUUCAACAAAUAUCUUUGUCGGCCACGGAGAAUUGAAAUAGCAGCUAGUCUUGAUUUAACAGAAAGACAGGUCAAAGUGUGGUUUCAAAAUCGGCGAAUGAAGCACAAACGACAAACACUUUCCAAAACUGAUGAUGACGAAUCUGGAAAGGACGAUCUCAAGGAUUCCAAUUCAAAAAAAUCUUGUCAAGGAUGUGAACUGCCCUCGGACCACAUACCGGAUUCGACCUCCAGUUCACGGGGCAUGAACAAUAAUACUCCCAACACUGUUAUGACACCGAAUUCCACUAUCGAUAUAAGCACUCCGACUGGUGGUGGUGGAAGCACGAGUGGCGGAACCAACGCAGUCAGUGCUGAUUCAAGUGUAGCCUCCACAGAUAGCAUCGAUGAGGAGGAUGAUGUACACGCCAAAGUUAAGAAAAAAUCUGACGCGAUAAAGAAAGAAUCGGUUAGCUCAACUAAAGUUAGUAAUAGCAAUUCUUUCAAAAGCUACGAUAACUCUGGAUACCCAAAAGAUAUGGGAUGA
Molecule: messenger RNA, 2354 nt
Organism: Anopheles merus
Lineage: Eukaryota; Metazoa; Arthropoda; Insecta; Diptera; Culicidae
Product: homeotic protein proboscipedia-like
Exons: 6
Coding region: 1218-2354 (378 amino acids)
Biological process (GO): regulation of DNA-templated transcription
Molecular function (GO): DNA binding; DNA-binding transcription factor activity, RNA polymerase II-specific
Source: RefSeq, a predicted model, not a curated record